CCGGAAGUAAACUAAGAAUCACAUGACAGCAAAAACAAAACUAGGUAUGUCGGAUCAAGGAACUGAAGAGAAGUGGUGGGUUUGAAGAACCAAACACAGAGAUGAAUGCCAUUAUCUCCUUAUGCCAUUUCUGUGAAAUCCAUGGGCCAAGUGUCCUGUUUUGCACACAGGCUUUCCAUGCAGAGAACAGCCCUCAGCAGAUUAUAGAUCAUGAUCAAAACUGCUCUGCUAGUUUGACCGACAGUGGCUCUUACUAUAUCCCACAGCGCCUGCAGUCACCCUCUACCCCAACAGGUGGUGGGGAUCAGGCUACACACAAGCUUUCUGGAAGUUGCGAAGCUUGUAGGUCCCUUCCCACAGGUCACUCUGGCUACAUAAGCAAUGAUCAUGAAGAUAAAGUGAGUUAUGUCAGCAGUCAACAUCCAGCUCAACAACAGGUUUUCAGUAUGGUGAGGCAGGCAUGUGUUCGGAGCCUGAGCUGUGAGGUAUGCCCUGGCAGAGAAGGCCCAAUAUUCUUUGGUGAUGACCAAAAUGGACAUGUCUUGAGCUACACCUUUUACUUGAAAGACACUCAAGCCAGAGGAUUACAGAGGUGGUACAGCAUCAUAGUCGUGAUGAUGGAUAAGAUAUUUCUCCUGAACUCCUGGCCUUUCUUGGUGUCCUGUAUGAAAAAGGUGAUAGACAGACUGCAGGAGAAGGCCAGUAAAGUGUAUGACAAAGAGGAAGCAAAAUGCCCACCAAGAGUUCAAAGACUGUCACUGAGCAAAAUGAGCAUGACUGCGGCUGAGUUUUUAAAACAGAAAGGAGGUGGUGGAUCAAAGUCUGUGCGGCCUUUGAUUGAGUUAACUAAUGAUAAGAACCUUUUCAAAAAUAUACACAUGUCGUUUACUUGGAUACUGAAGGCAGGAGGAAGCAGAAUGACUGAAAAACUCUUAGAAGGACCCCCAACGGAAGACUCGAUUAUUGAUUUAGAAAAACAAGAAGAAACUGAAGAAGGUUUCACUAUGGUGUAUACCAAAAAACUGGACUCACUGCCCAGCGUUGCUGGUGCAGGUGUUGACAGCGGGCCUGAGUCCCCAGUUGAUCAAAACCCUGGAGCUCCAACUUUUAAAAAUCUAAGACAUUUAUUAAAGGUAAUAGGUACACUGAAGUUCCACACUCUUGCCUACAAUGUGGUGAUAGGAAAUCAAAUUAUUAUCAGAGGCAAUGCAAAGGCAAUGGUAAAAUCUGUCAUCGAUUGCUUGAAAGCUUUGUUGCCCAAGGGAUGUUGCCGUGUUAUCUCAUACAGCAAUGAAUAUGAGGAUUCAUGGAGAUGCAACUUCUUGGGUUUAAGUCCAAAAGUCAUUUUGCCAAAGCACAUAGAGGAGUCUGAUCUGUAUGCAAUGUUGGACAUCAAAGGCCCAGAAAUCACUAAAGAUGCACAACCAGACUGGGAUGAUUUUGUGGGGUAUCAUUUUGAACUGACAACAGCUGCAGCACUUCCAGAAAGAGUUCCGACUGUGCUGUCCAAGAUGGAGAAAGCCAUUUUAAAUGACAGCCUCAAAUAUACUGUGGUGGAGCAAUGUCUGGUGUGCCAUAAGGAAGAAUGGAUGAACAAAGUGAAAGUGGUGUUCAAGUUUACUAAAGCUGAAGGUCCUCGCUCAGAGGAAGAAACAAGAAGACUGCUGCAAGUGCUUGGGGCCCAGGAAGAAGACAAACAGGUGCUGAAAUUCUGGAUGACAGGACUAAGUGUGCAAUACAGGACUCAUAUGCUGUCAACAUCAAAGGGACACUUGGCAGAUUAGACAAAAACUUUCCUUGUGUGUCAAAUAGUACCUGACCUGCUUUUAUUACAAGUCAGAAACAUAUUUUGGCGUAUACAUUCUAUGAAAAUUUUGUGUUUAAUGUCAUAUGAAAAUCUAGUAACUUGUUUGAUUAUAUUCAAAAUAAAAGCAAGUACACAUGGACGAACGCUAAACGGAUCUGGACCCAAAGGCAUUUCAUAUCAGACAGUCUUAAAAUGUUGUCUCAAAAACACGUUUUGGCUGUAGAUUAUACGUCAUUUCAGUCUCUUUCUUGUUAAGAAUACUGAGAUGUUUAGAAGCUGUCUUUGAAAGAAAUUUAAACAGAUAUAUGUUUGGCAUGCAAACAGCCUCGUUUCUUUGUAUAUGCCUCAUGGGCCAUAGUCUUGAGACAGCUGUAUAACUUUGAUGUAUUUUUUACGAACAGCCUGGGCAAUAAUAAAUGUUAUCUUUUAAGGGACAUUUUGUGUACGUUUUCGCUUGCAAUUGUAUGGAUACUAUUCUUCAGGAUGUUACAUACAUGUAGUAAAUACUGUGUUCGCAUUCCUCCAGUAUUUUCAGGAAUUCCUUGGAUGCGUG
Lingula anatina is the source of this 2360-nucleotide messenger RNA. RefSeq names its product folliculin-like. Gene Ontology annotation, cellular component: cytosol. Gene Ontology annotation, biological process: positive regulation of transforming growth factor beta receptor signaling pathway; negative regulation of transcription by RNA polymerase II; positive regulation of TORC1 signaling. The record is from RefSeq and is a predicted model, not a curated record. Gene Ontology annotation, molecular function: GTPase activator activity. Lineage: Eukaryota; Metazoa; Brachiopoda; Lingulata; Lingulida; Lingulidae.